Molecule: messenger RNA, 1295 nt
Organism: Moneuplotes crassus
Lineage: Eukaryota; Ciliophora; Spirotrichea; Euplotida; Euplotidae
Source: the annotation of a GenBank genome assembly
UUUUUAGCAAUGAUCAAAAUGGGAACAUGCCAUUCUACAGGAAGAGAAGAAAGCAAUAAGAAUAUAAUCAAGAAAAGCACUAUGAAGAAACUCGCAUCCUUUCGAUCAAGGAAAAACUCACAAUAUUUAGGCAGAUAUUCCCAAACUAGGAAGAGAUUGCAUCAUGUGUCUCAAGAAAUGCAAUCUCCAUAUAAAAAUGAGUUUAAAAAAAUUCACAAAAUGACCAAAGAGCAAAAAUUGGAAAAAUAAGAUGAAGUUUUACUUCAGCUCCUACAAUAAGAGUGGAUUCAACUUUGAAGAACACAUGAAGUUUAGUUCUGACAAGGAUGAACAAGUAGAGGCUGAUUCCAAACCCAAUCAGAAUCAAUGGGAAAGAAUAUAUAACCUUGUUCUGCAUCACAAAUGGGAUAAGUUCUUUCAUAAUCUAAGGAAAAUUAAUAAGAAUUACAUCGCAAAUACAUCUGAGAUUUUCGAGCGAUACCCUAGAGCCAAAACCUUACUCUACAGGAACCUUGAAAGGAUUAAGGUGAAGAUAAAGAACAAAAAAUUCUUUCAGGGCAAAGAUCCUGAUGAAUCUCCCUUCAAAUAAUAUUAAUAUCGGAAGGAUAUUGAAAAGAAUCCUUUUCCAGAAGGUAGUCAAAGUCAAAGCUAAACAGGAACUUGAACAUGGAGAUGACUUGGAAAACAGAAAAUGCGACUCAUUUGAGAAAAUUACUGAAAGGUCUAAAAAUAGGCCAGAUAGUCCUGAUAAAAGAGCUUGUAGAUCAAGACCAAGAAACUUUAAAUCUGAUUUUAAUUUACGAAAUGGGCCGAUUCAUCUAAAAAGAGCCUCUCAAAUCUUUCUUAGCGUACCGCUUGAAUGGUCCCAAACCCCUGACUUCAAACAUCAUUUCAAAAAUUCUUCUCCAAACUCUAAAAACUACAUUAAAAACCUUAAAAUUCCAGGAAGAAUAAAAAACCGAAAGAAAUUGCCAAAUUCCUUCACAAAAUUGCCAAAAUUUGUCUCAAAUUCAAGCCAAAAAUUACAAAAAUUCCUGAAUUCUUCAGGAGUAUUACAGAAUUCUCAAUCACCUAGGCCUCUCUGUGCGCCUAUCUUGCCAGUUCUAGGCCAGAAUCGCUCCAAAGAGAUGCAUUACAGCUCUGCAAUGGCUGCAGAGCCAUUGCAGAGCUGUAAGAAAAGAGUGAAGAAAAGGACUAGAAGAGAGAAGAAACUAAUCAAAAGUCGGCUUAAAGGAGUCUACUGAGCCAGUACCAGGAUGAAGAAAAUGUUCGGUAAAGCCUAAAUUCAAUAUUAA